AUUGAAGGGGGGUUUCGUUUAAAUUAGCGUUUGAUAGACGAAAUUACACAUCUUUCUAUUUAUUUACUUUAAACUUGGUUUAAACUUAAUAGUAAACGUCUCUGUUCGGCUCAUUCUCGAGCUCGAGCUUUGAGCUAAUCCAGUUUUUCUCAUCUUUCACUUUAGAAAACCAAAGCAAACGUGCACAGAAGAAAGAGAGAAAAGAAAAGAGAAGAAAAGAAACCAUGGGUUCUGAACAGAAUGAAGGAACCAGCUUCCCUCCAUCUGAGCCGAAGCUUUGUGCCAACGGCUGUGGGUUUUUUGGCUUAGCAUCGAAUAUGAACCUCUGCUCCAAGUGUUAUAGAAACCUCCGGGCUGGGGAGGAGCAAGCUGCAAAGGCGAAAGCUGCCAUGGAGAAAUCCCUCGGUGUCGAAGCAAAGCUGGACGAUGUGGUUGUGGAGGCAUUUAAGCGUGUAGAGGAGCCAUCUCAUUCUCACGUGGCCUCCUUCUCGACGGCAGUUGAGCAACAAGCUACUGUUGUUGUUGUUGCUUCUGAUGAACCGACUGAGCCAAAGCUGGCAAACAGAUGCUUUAUAUGCAGAAAGAAGGUUGGAUUGACUGGGUUCAAGUGCAGAUGUGGGAGUACCUUCUGUGGCGAGCACCGUUACCCGGAAAAACAUGAGUGCACCUUUGAUUUCAAGGGUGCCGGACGAGAUGCCAUUGCCAAGGCAAAUCCUGUCGUGAAAGCCGAUAAGGUGGAGCGGUUCUGAAAGGAACAGAGGCAAGUUUGCUCAAGUCGUGUUAUUGAAUGAAUUUACCUUCUCUGUCUUUCCGGGGUUUCUACUAGGGUUAGGGUCAGUGGAAAGUUGUGGGCUGUUUUAAUGUUCUUGCCAGUGUUAUAUCGGGGUUGGGAAUGAUCGGGACUGUAUUGUUGCCGCUUAAUUUGAUUUCAUUAUCAAAAUGGAUCAAGUGAAUU
This is a messenger RNA of Hibiscus syriacus, 955 nucleotides long. Its product is annotated as zinc finger A20 and AN1 domain-containing stress-associated protein 7-like. Gene Ontology annotation, molecular function: DNA binding; zinc ion binding. The record is from RefSeq and is a predicted model, not a curated record. Lineage: Eukaryota; Viridiplantae; Streptophyta; Magnoliopsida; Malvales; Malvaceae. Gene Ontology annotation, biological process: proteasome-mediated ubiquitin-dependent protein catabolic process. The transcript is spliced from 2 exons. Bases 225 to 749 code for a protein of 174 amino acids.